AUGGCACAAAACAUCGAAACAGAAGCUUCAAGAAAUAGGAAUCUUCUUCUCACAAAUGAACAAGAACCAAGAAAUCUUGGAUUAAUGGACUCAAAACAAAUAACUAGUCCAAGGACAAUAAUGGAUCGGAGGGGAGAGAAAUAUAAACUGAGCUCAGAGCAAGAUCUUGUUUCAAGACUGAUGGAGGAUUCAAAUGGAGGUGAUAAGACCAAGAAAAUGGGUAGUCAUCCUUACGGACCUGAUUUAAGACCACUAGCGAUGAGCAAGACUAAAGAUGACCUUUUGAAACAUCUCAACCUUGAUUUUGAAACAUACGCGCUCAUGGCAAAUUGCAAAGGGAAACCGCCCUAUGAUUGGUGUGAUAUCUUAGAACAGUCAAAGGACCAUGCCAUAGAAUUGAUUGCUCAGAACGCCACCGAUCAAACGGCUUAUUACUGGAGCCUUGCUCGUCCAACUCUCGACUGUCCCCAACUGGAUUGCACAAUGGUUCCUUUACCACAGGUUUCGGCACCGAGAUGA
Messenger RNA from Botrytis porri, 519 nucleotides. RefSeq lists its product as uncharacterized. Lineage: Eukaryota; Fungi; Ascomycota; Leotiomycetes; Helotiales; Sclerotiniaceae. The transcript has 2 exons. Bases 1 to 519 code for a protein of 172 amino acids. The record is from RefSeq and is a predicted model, not a curated record.